AUGUAUCCGAUUGCGAGACUCGCGUGUAUUUGUUGAAUGUGUUGUGCAGUUUAUUGGAAUCGACCGAAUUGAGCAAUCCUGGACUGGUGGAAGAAAUGGUGGGAUUGUUGGACGAACUAUGGCAACUCGGUAUGUUCCCUCUCUCGUCCUUGACCAUGUUUUGGAUUAA
Messenger RNA from Echinostoma caproni, 169 nucleotides. The record is from the annotation of a GenBank genome assembly. Lineage: Eukaryota; Metazoa; Platyhelminthes; Trematoda; Plagiorchiida; Echinostomatidae.